AUGGCGCUACAACGCGCAGGUCGAGCGCGGCGGGCCGGGACUUCGUUCAGCCAGGGCUUGGAUGCUUACACCUUUGGCGAGGAGGUGGCUGGCUGUUGCGCCGCCUUCUUUACCGGUUUUCUUUUACCGGUGGAGCCAGUGACGAGUAUGGUCGGUGGCAUGGUGGAUGGUGAUCCCAUCUUAGGGGAAGGAAUAUGA
Molecule: messenger RNA, 198 nt
Organism: Penicillium robsamsonii
Lineage: Eukaryota; Fungi; Ascomycota; Eurotiomycetes; Eurotiales; Aspergillaceae
Exons: 1
Coding region: 1-198 (65 amino acids)
Source: RefSeq, a predicted model, not a curated record